This is a messenger RNA of Lacerta agilis (Sand lizard), 1852 nucleotides long. RefSeq names its product alkaline phosphatase, biomineralization associated (gene ALPL). Gene Ontology annotation, molecular function: alkaline phosphatase activity. NCBI's taxonomy places the organism in Eukaryota, Metazoa, Chordata, Lepidosauria, Squamata, Lacertidae. Bases 242 to 1852 code for a protein of 536 amino acids. Gene Ontology annotation, biological process: dephosphorylation. Gene Ontology annotation, cellular component: plasma membrane. The record is from RefSeq and is a predicted model, not a curated record. The transcript is spliced from 12 exons.
UGUCCCCCUCCCUCCUUCUCCCCCUUUAAAAAGGCCCGCGGGGCCCUCCGGCGAUGCCCGCGUUGCAGGCAGAUGGUGCCGGCGCAGUGAACGAGGGCAGCGGCUGGCGGAGGAGGAAGAAGAAGAGGCGACGCGCAUCAGAGCUAGAGUAACCCAAACCUCCUCUGGUGCAUAGCCCACGGACGCUGCCUGCUGGUCUUCAACGUGCCCCCCGCCUCCCGCCACCGAGGACGACGUCACUAUGAGAGUGCUGCUUUUCGCCUUCCUGAUCGAAGCGUCCCUCUCCUCUUUGGUUCCAGAGAAGGAGAAGAACCCCCGGUUCUGGAGAGAGCAGGCCCAGGAGACGCUGCGGAGGGCUCUGAGCUUGCAGGAGCUCAACACGAACGUGGCCAAGAAUGUCAUCCUCUUCCUUGGGGACGGCAUGGGAGUCCCCACGGUGACAGCGGCUCGCAUCCUGAAGGGGCAGCUGAGCAACAACAAUGGGGAAGAGACAGUCCUGGAAAUGGACCGGUUUCCCUUUGUGGCUUUGUCCAAGACGUACAACACCAAUGCCCAGGUCCCGGAUAGCGCGGGCACAGCCACUGCUUACUUGUGUGGGGUGAAGGCCAACGAGGGGACGCUGGGGGUCAGCGCGGCUGUGACGAGGUCCCAGUGCAACACCACGGCGGGGAACGAGGUGACCUCCAUCCUCAAAUGGGCGAAGGCGGCAGGCAAAUCCGUGGGCAUCGUCACGACAACGCGGGUCAACCAUGCCACGCCGAGCGCGGCCUAUGCGCACUCCGCCGACCGGGACUGGUACUCAGACAACGAGAUGCCCCCUGAGGCCAUCCAGCAGGGCUGCAAAGACAUCGCACACCAGCUUUUCGAAAACAUCCCAGACAUUGAGGUGAUUAUGGGAGGGGGUCGGAAGUACAUGUUCCCCAAGAACACCAGCGAUGUGGAAUAUCCGAACGAAGAGAAGUUCCGGGGGACUCGGCUGGAUGGCAGGAACCUCAUUGAGGCAUGGAGGAAGACAAAACCAAAAGAUAAGAAUGCCUUUUAUGUGUGGAAUCGGACAGAACUGAUGAAGCUUGACCUGAACAAGGUGGAUUAUUUAAUGGGCCUCUUUGAGCCGAUUGACCUGGUGUACGAGCUGAACAGGAACAACGAGACAGACCCUUCCCUGACGGAAAUGGUGGAGGUGGCCCUCAAAAUCCUCCAGAAGAACCCUCUUGGGUUCUUCCUUCUAGUAGAAGGAGGCAGGAUUGACCAUGGACACCACGAAGGGAAAGCGAAGCAGGCUUUGCAUGAAGCUGUGGAGAUGGAUCGGGCAAUUGGCCGGGCUGAUAUCAUGACCUCUUCUGAGGAUACCCUGACCGUGGUUACUGCAGAUCAUUCCCACGUCUUCACUUUUGGAGGGUACACGCCCCGCGGCAAUCCCAUUUUCGGUCUGGCCCCGAUGCAGAGUGACGUGGACAAGAAACCUUUCACCUCCAUCCUCUAUGGGAAUGGACCCGGGUACAGAGUCAUCGAUGGAGAGAGAGAGAACGUGUCCACAGUGAACUUCACGGAUGCCAACUACCAGGCUCAGUCCGCCGUCCCGAUGCGCAUGGAGACGCAUGGAGGGGAAGACGUGGCCAUCUUCGCCAAGGGGCCCAUGGCGCACCUCCUCCACGGAGUCCACGAGCAGAACUACAUCCCCCACGUCAUGGCCUAUGCUGCCUGCAUGGCGAGAACCACAGGCCACUGCCGCUCCAGAGCGCCACCCAAGGAGCCCGUCGGACCCCUCGCAGCGACCCCAAGGCUCUUCUCCUCGCUCUUGCUUGGCUGCUGUUCUAAAGGCUCGCCUCGGAGCGCUCCUCUGCCGGUUUGA